Trichomonas vaginalis G3 is the source of this 1986-nucleotide messenger RNA. Its product is annotated as phage tail repeat-like family. Lineage: Eukaryota; Parabasalia; Trichomonadida; Trichomonadidae. The record is from RefSeq and is a predicted model, not a curated record. The transcript has a single exon. Bases 1 to 1986 code for a protein of 661 amino acids.
AUGUCGAAAGAAACAGCGUCUAUGAGAGAAAUAAAACACAACCGACAACUCAUUUUGCAAGCUCUAAAUAAGAACACAACAAACUUUUCAAACUAUUCUAAGAUAUCUGAGUCAUUGAAAGAAGGAAACUUAAAACUGACAUUAAACCCAUUGACAGACGAGUUUCUAUUUCAAGACAGUAAGAACCAUACUGUUUGUAUAAAUCCAACAAAAGGAACUUUAAACGAGAAACCUAUAAAAGAACUUCUUUUGAAAGCAGAUGUUGACAACAAAGCUGACAAAGAGUAUGUCAUUGAAAAAGUUCAAGAAGAACAUGACAGAGCAGAUGCAACAUAUGCAACGAAAGAGGAUGUUGACAACAAAGCUGACAAAGAGUAUGUCAUUGAAAAAGUUCAAGAAGAACAUGACAGAGCAGAUGCAACAUAUGCAACGAAAGAGGAUGUUGACAACAAAGCUGACAAAGAGUAUGUCAUUGAAAAAGUUCAAGAAGAACAUGACAGAGCAGAUGCAACAUAUGCAACGAAAGAACAUACUCAUCCUGAACUAGCGGACAAAACAUAUGUUGACAAUAAAAUGUCAAGUGAAGUGACAAGAGCUGACAAAGAAUAUUCUAAAAAGACUCAUAUACAUACCAUUGCAAAUAUUACAAACUUACAAGAAACCUUAAACAGGAAAAGUGACGUUGGACAUACACAUACCAUUGCAAAUAUUACAAACUUACAAGAAACCUUAAACAGGAAAAGUGACGUUGGACAUACACAUACCAUUGCAAAUAUUACAAACUUACAAGAAACCUUAAACAGGAAAAGUGACGUUGGACAUACACAUACCAUUGCAAAUAUUACAAACUUACAAGAAACCUUAAACAGGAAAAGUGACGUUGGACAUACACAUACAUCUUCUGAAAUAACAGACUUAAACGUUAGCCUUGAAAAGAAAGCAGAUAAAACAUAUGUCAAUGAAAUAUACCAAAGUUUAGUUGGAACAACAAAAAAUAUUGAAACUAUUGUUGGUGACUUUUCUGUCAAUGAAGAAAACAAAUAUUUUAGAUGGGAGUUUGUACAUUCCUUAAAAAAUGGUAUACGGUAUAAACUCAUUCCGAAAAAUAACAAUGAAAUGUAUGUAAGCUAUAAAAAGAACGAUGGUACACAAGUUAAAGUUCCAUUAGACAACAACUGCUACUUAAACUUAUAUGGAGACGAACAAAAGAAAUAUUUAAGAGUUUAUGAAAUGGCAGAUAUGACAUUGCCUGACCCAGCUCCAGCACCAUACUAUUAUGACUAUGGAGAUGACGAAAGAAUACUACACGCAGAUGAACAAAAGCUAACAUUAUAUUUAGAUUUUUAUAGAUAUAAAAGAUAUAAUGCAAUAGAAAAAACGAGAAUAGUAUACUAUUAUACAGAUGACAGAAAUAAAUAUUAUAGUCAAGAUUUUACCUACCCUGAAAACAUAAGAUUAUAUUAUAAAAAAUAUUCUGACACAAAAAAGAAGAAACCUGAAAUAGUUGCACUAUAUUUUAAGUUCAAAAGAGACAAUCCUAUAAUAUCUCAUAUGUUUGAUUUAAUGAACCCAGUAGGUUCUAUUUACACGUCAAUGGAAGCAAGAGGUCCUCAAGCAAUGUUUGGUGUUGGUGCAUGGGAACAAAUAGUCGACAGGUUUUUGUAUUGUGCAAACUCUUCAAAGGAAACAGGUGGAAGUAAAACGAUUUCAGGUGAAAACUUACCUGCGCACAGUCACUACAUAGAUUUAAGUACAUCUCAAGCAGGUUGGCAUAAGCAUAGAUAUUGGAAUUGGUCAGCAAUGACAAAAGGUAAAGGAUAUGAUGUUAAAGACAACGUUCAGUUUGCUAUAAAUUGUUACUGGAGUAACACUGAGGGAGGAGGAAACCAUAUACAUCGCGUUUCAGGGUAUACGCAAACAACGGGACAAAGUAAAGAAUACAUGCCACCUUACAUGACAGUUUACGCAUGGUAUAGAAUUGCUUAG